UACUUUUACUCAUGUUUAAGAAAAUGGUAAAAAUAAUAUAGUUGGCGUUUGUAGUGAUUGCUAUGGUAAAUAGUGCUCGUUACUAGUGUGAAGCAGGGUUAUUCUAACACUUUGGUGAAUCAAAAUAACAAGCUUGAAGAAAACGUGGCCCUGGGACUAAAAUUAAACCUGAAAUUGAAUAUGAUUAAAGCAAAAAAUAUUUGUUGGGCGGAUACUUUAGUCAGGUCUUAAAUUUGUUGUGCGUAACUUUACGCGUAUGAUAUCACAGUAUCGCGCGAGUAAUGUAAAAGCGUUGUUUCAGACUCGCUCGCGCGAUACUAUGACGUCAUAAGGUGAGCGGGCUGCGCAGCUGCUUUGGACUCCUGUUCUCUGUUCUCUUAUUUAAAACUUUUGUAAAACGUGGAUGUUCGUACGGAUGAAGUAAACGGUUGUUAGUCUGGAAUGUGUCGCGUCUGCAAAAGUCAGUUUUAUGAGCCUUUAAAGUUUCACGAUAUCGGAAAACAUCUGUUUCCGACUAAACCGCUAAUAAUGUGGCGACAGGCGUCUGAGAGUGUGUACGUGUGUGCGAAUAUAAAGUUAUUGAUCGCUUUCUCUUCACAUUCAUGAUCUUUCUUUGAUGUUGCGCUUUCCGCGAGCGCAUAGAUCUGAGCGCUGGGCGUGUCCUCGAGCUGAUCUAACCAAUAGCUCGGCCGUGCUCGAGUGAUUGACAGAUCACCGGCGAGGAUAAAAUCACCUGCGUGCGCUCAGUGAUGUAAAGCGCGUGGUGACUCUGAAGGGGUCAGAGGUCAUGUCGUCUGCAAUGAAACUGCUGUUCAGCUGCUUGCUGUUGCUGCCCUAUCAAUUUGAAGCUAAAUCCAUGUUGAACCUCCUCAAACAGGGAGAUGUUGCUUCAGUGAGUAUCGACUCCAACAAGGCAAAUGAAUUCCUGUCCAACUCUCGACCCAAACGCAACGUGGAUCCAAACUGGCACAGACAGACUCCAGACUUCCAGGCGUAUUACAGAUACUACAGCAGCAUCGGACACACAGAGGGAUUGUAUGAGAUCGACAGGAUCAGGAUGAUAUAUCAGCAGAUGAGACAGCUGGAACAGGUUUACGGUCCAAACGCCUCUUACUACCAGAGCAAACUGGGCAUUCCAGUCCUGCCUCCGCUUCCCAAAUGUGACCCCGCCAAAGACAAGUCCUGCAAACCGCCUCCUCCCGAGAGAGCACCACCUGCUCCCGCACCGGUCAAAGCCCCCGCGCCCCCACCCAUCUCUCAGGCUGACGUCAUCUAUCUCUGCAACAGCAAAGACCCCCUGUGUAAGCCGCACAUCGUCUACAUGCCCACCGGUGCCGUGCCGGUGCUGUGUGACCCGAGAUACCAUUCCACCUGCAAACUGCAGGGACCGCCCCCUCCUCCACCCAUCCUCGUCAAAAAAUCUGAGCCUCCCCCGCCCGCUCCUAUGACGUUUAAGGGGAUGGAAUUCGACUGUGACCCGUACUGGGAUCCAGACUGUCUCAUCGACCACCCGCCACGCUCUGUGAAGGGUAAAGCUCCGCCCCCAGCACCCGUGAUGGAAGAGGAGGAAGAGGAGGCGGAACCAGCUCCACCAGUGCCCAUCGCUAAGAAACACCCACACCCUUAUUACCUUUAUCCCUACAACUACCAGUCAGAACUCUAUGACCCGUACCGAUACCCCAUUGCAUCUGCAGACACAGCGGCCGACAGCGCAUAAAGCACACACGCACAUGCACACACCGCUGGGAAAGCUGCAUACAAACUGUUAUGUGUGUGUUGAGGAGAAACUUUGAUGAACCAUUAAAGUUGUUUUUCACCCAUG
Triplophysa rosa is the source of this 1822-nucleotide messenger RNA. RefSeq lists its product as uncharacterized. The transcript is spliced from 5 exons. The record is from RefSeq and is a predicted model, not a curated record. NCBI's taxonomy places the organism in Eukaryota, Metazoa, Chordata, Actinopteri, Cypriniformes, Nemacheilidae. Bases 788 to 1717 code for a protein of 309 amino acids.